Molecule: messenger RNA, 2384 nt
Organism: Pantherophis guttatus
Lineage: Eukaryota; Metazoa; Chordata; Lepidosauria; Squamata; Colubridae
Gene: UMPS
Product: uridine monophosphate synthetase
Biological process (GO): 'de novo' pyrimidine nucleobase biosynthetic process; 'de novo' UMP biosynthetic process
Molecular function (GO): orotidine-5'-phosphate decarboxylase activity; orotate phosphoribosyltransferase activity
Source: RefSeq, a predicted model, not a curated record
AUGGAGUCGUUGGCGUCUGAGCUGUACGGAGUUCAGGCUGUGCGCUUCGGGGAGUUCGUCCUGAAGAGCGGCCUGGUCUCCCCGGUCUAUAUCGACCUCCGCGUCCUCGUGUCGUAUCCGGCGCUGCUAAAUAAGGUAGCAGAUCUCCUUUUCUGUUCAGCGAAGGAUGCUGCACUCAAGUAUGAUUCCGUCUGUGGAGUUCCGUACACAGCUUUGCCCUUGGCGACUAUAAUCUGCUCAACCAACAAGAUUCCAAUGCUUAUACGGAGAAAAGAAGCCAAAGAUCAUGGAACCAAACGCCUUGUGGAGGGCACAAUUAAUUCAGGAGAGACUUGUCUGAUCAUUGAGGACAUAGUAACCAGCGGUUCAAGUGUCUUGGAAACGGCAGAGGUCCUUUGGAAAGAGGGACUUAAGGUUACCGAUGCCAUUGUGCUGUUGGACAGAGAACAAGGAGGGAAAGCCAUGUUGGAAAAACGUGGAAUUAGGCUGCACUCCGUGUGCAGCUUGUCUCAAAUUCUCAAAAUCCUUGAACAGCAGGAAAAAAUUACUUCUGAAACGGUAGUAAGAGUGCAAAAAUUCAUUCAAGACAACACUUUUAAACCAUCUGAGCAAAAUGUGAAAAGGGUAUGCAAAGAAAUAAGUUACGCUUCUCGGGCUGAGCUACCAGGCAUCCAUCCUCUGGCUGCUCGUCUUCUCAGGCUCAUGGAGAAAAAACAGUCUAACUUGUGCCUUUCUGCUGAUGUGAACAGUUCCAAAGAAUUGCUCCAGCUGGCUGACACUCUGGGACCAUCCAUCUGCGUUUUGAAAACUCACAUUGAUAUUCUGGAUGAUUUUACUCAGGAAGUAGUGAAAGAGCUGAGUGUGCUUGCUGCUCGGCACGAAUUCUUGAUUUUUGAAGACCGAAAAUUUGCAGACAUUGGAAAUACAGUGAAGCAUCAGUACAAAGGCGGUGUUUUCAAAAUAGCAUCAUGGUCAGAUAUGGUUAAUGCCCAUGCAGUUCCUGGCCCAGGCGUUCUUAAAGGGCUGAAAGAAGUAGGGCAUCCUUUACAACGCGGGUGUCUCUUGAUUGGUGAGAUGAGCUCCAGCGAGUCCCUGGCCACUGGAGACUAUACGAAAGCCGUCGUCAAAAUGGCUGAAGAUCACUCCGAUUUUGUUCUGGGAUUUAUUUCUGGGUCCAGAAUUACUGAAAAACCUGAAUUUCUUCACUUAACUCCAGGUGUCCAGAUGCAAGCUGGAGGUGAUAGCCUUGGGCAGAAGUACCUAAGUCCACAAGAGGUUAUUAGAAAACGAAAUUCAGAUAUCAUCAUUGUAGGACGGGGCAUCUUGUCUGCAUCAGAUCGCCGGGCUGAAGCAGAGGCGUAUAGGAAACUAGCCUGGGAAAGUUACUUGCAGAGGAUUGGUGUUUGUACCCAAAAUUAACCAAGUUGGUUUCCACUAAACAAGCCAUUCCAAGAAGCUAGCACAACUAAGAUGAAUGUGUUUUGUCCACCAAGUGUUUUUGUGCGUUAAAAUAAAUUUGCCACUGAGGGAUUUGGAAGCUAUCACACAAAUAACAGCUAUGGCACUUCUUGACACCAAAAUCAAGCAAUCGGUUUUUAUAUUGAGAUUAUUUUGGACUUGUGUCCUUGUGUUUAGAGUAAAAUAGAAAACCGUUCAUAGGUCUUUGAAAACAUCAGUAAUAUAAAAAUGGAGAUAAGUCAGAAAACAAGAUAUAUCUUUAUAUAGCUUAUGCACUCCUGGUUAUCAGUUCUUAAUUGUUUUCUGUAUUAAAAUAGGAGGAGUCUCCCUAGAGGGUGGGCAUUUCAGUCACAUCUGGAAUAUGCUUGACGAAAGAGCUGACUGUUUAGUAUAAUUAAGACACUUCUUAAUGUUUUAGCAAAUGCUUUGCUAAUGUAGAGAUAACUUAAUAUCUCAUGUUACAUACAGAAAAUGUAUUUCUCCUGUUGAUAAUUAUCUGGAAUGUGAGAUGUAUGAACAUCUUUUACAAUAUUAAUUUUAAAUAUGAACAUAUGAAUACAUCAGUGGUUUUGUAUGGGAAUAGUAGAAUAAUAUGUACGUUGUCUUACAUAAAACAUUGCAUUUAUGAAUGUUUGGGGUCUUAUGAAAGAUUUGCAGCAUAAAUGAAAUAUUAGUACAGAUGUAAUAUUUCUAAUUCUGAAAUGGUCCAGAAUUCUCAAGAACUUGUCUUAACCAGCCACAGGGUUGUUGUUUUUUCCUUAUUCAGUUGAGUCAUCAAAUUCUUCUAUAAAAGUCCUUACAUAUUUCAAAUAAAGUUUAUUCUGAUGUAUAAAAGGCCGCCUAUAAUGUUAUGAUUCUGAUUUAACCAUAUUUUAAACUCUCAUAAUUUGCAAAGUAUGUGAAUAAAAUAGUAUUUCUUUCAUAAA